Molecule: messenger RNA, 1092 nt
Organism: Puntigrus tetrazona (Sumatra barb)
Lineage: Eukaryota; Metazoa; Chordata; Actinopteri; Cypriniformes; Cyprinidae
Gene: tmem97
Product: transmembrane protein 97
Exons: 3
Coding region: 337-870 (177 amino acids)
Cellular component (GO): endoplasmic reticulum
Source: RefSeq, a predicted model, not a curated record
AGUAGAAGUGUCUAAUUUAUUUUUGUUUGAUUUUAUUUUAAUGUAAUGAUACGUUUGGCUAAUGCCUGUUUAUAAAUUAGAAAAGAAAAUAGUUGCUAUGGUAAUUUUAGUAAGGCUUGCGGUUAUGCUCAACGAGCCAAUGUGCAAGCAGUGAUCCGCCCACUUCGGGAAUCAACCGAGCCGAUGGACCAAUGGAAUGACCGAGAUUGAAUAUGACCGAGUUAAAGGACCAAUCAGAGACGGAGGAGUAACACACUACUCUACGCUGACCACUGACAUCGUUUACUACUUCUGGAAUACCGACGGAGCAACAACUUGCCAAAAACAUUUAUCGAAAUGUUUCUUCGCGCUUUAGAAAUCAUAUUUUUCUUUUACUUUCUGUCCCACAUUCCAAUUACUCUCUCGGUCGACCUUCAGGCUUUGCUUCCCGAACAUCUUUAUCCAUCCAAGCUGAAAAAUCUGUUGAACUGGUAUGCUGCUGAGUUCAAGGAUCCGAUGAUGAUGGACCCUCCUGUGUGGUUCAGAUCUUUUGUGUUCUGCGAGGCUCUCGUUCAGCUGCCCUUUUUCCCAAUCGCGGCGUACGCCUUCAUGAAGGGUGGAUGCAAGUGGAUCAGGACUCCAGCAAUCAUUUAUUCUGUUCAUGUGGCCACCACGUUAAUCCCCAUUUUAAGUCACGUCCUUUUUCAUAACUUUCCUCGGGCGCCACAUCCUGGCCCUCAAACUUUUCAAGAACGCCUGACCCUGGUGUCUAUUUAUGCUCCGUAUUUCAUCAUCCCUGUCAUGAUACUCUUCACCAUGCUCUUCAGCUCAACAUACAGCUCAACCUCUCCAAAAGGAAAUGCUUCCUUAAAGACCAAGAAACAAAGAUAGAUACAGUUCAUGCCUUCUUUAUAUUCAUUAUAGUUGUUUCUUUUAAUUAAAUGUGACCUAAAAUGGGAUCAUUGUUUACUGAUGACAACACAUGUAAAUGCAAAAUAUAUUUUUAUUCAAACGUUCUUCAAAUCUGUAUGAAGUUUGUCAGAUAUUAAGAUUACAUACAAUGAUCGAAACCGUAAACGUAAACAGACAAUAAAUGAAUUAUGUUUCCCAUAA